Molecule: messenger RNA, 777 nt
Organism: Vicia villosa (hairy vetch)
Lineage: Eukaryota; Viridiplantae; Streptophyta; Magnoliopsida; Fabales; Fabaceae
Exons: 1
Coding region: 1-777 (258 amino acids)
Source: RefSeq, a predicted model, not a curated record
AUGGGAGGUUGGUUGGAGGGUGUUUGGAGGUGGGGGGAUUUUGGUAUUUCCGUGUCGGUUUUGGAGGAUGCCGAGGUGAGGAGUCGGUUCAUCUCUUUUAGCCUUUUGGUGGGCAAAUUUGGAGGAUUUAAGGAUGGUAAGGACUCGGUUAAGUGGGAGGGUAAUAAAGGUUUGGAUUUUUCCGUGGCAUCUUGUUAUGCUUUCUACGGUAAAGACUUUGUCCCGCAUGGUCCACCUAACAAAUUUGAUGACGUUUUUCGACUUGUUUGGAGAGUAGAGGUGCCUUUCAAAAUUAAGGCAUUUGGUUGGAGACUCCUUCAUGAUAGAUUACCUACCAAGAAUCUUUUGGUCUUGAGAGGUAUUCAUUUUCCCGUUGAUAAUUUAAUGUGUUUUUUUUGUGGAGUGGAUGUAGAGAAUAGAAACCAUUCCUUUUUUGGUUGUGACGUGGUGAAGAAUAUUUGGAAAGAAAUAGCUUUUUGGGUUGGUAAAGUGGGUUAUAUGGAGGACGAUUGUUUGUCCAAUUUUAUGGAUUGGCAUAGGUUCUUUUGUACACAAAAGUUAGUAGAUAGCAAAGUUGAUGUGGUUUGGUUGGCAACAACUUGGACUAUAUGGAUCACUAGGAAUGGAGCUUGUUUCCGGGAGGAGGGUUGGAACGUUAACGACAUUGUUUGGAGCAUUAAGCUUCUUGUUUGGAAGUGGUCUUUUUGCGGAAAAAUUACACAUUCCAAUUAUUCCUUUUACGAGUUUAGUAAGGAUCCAAUUCUUUUUCUCUCGUAA